CGUCGGGAUAUGAUUCCCCGGAGUACAUCUCUGAUCAAGAUACUAGGAGAAACUGCCAUAAAAGAUUGCAAAUAGAACCACCAUCUGAUGAUUCAGAUUUAUCGUCUGAUGAAUCGACUCCGUUUAAGUAUUCAUCAUCUGAAGAUGACGAUAUUAGUAAUGAUAACGAUAUUGAUACGAUAGAAUCGAUGAAAAUAACCAGCGUGCAAACAUUGAUCGAUAACAUUCAAUAUAUUUUAUCGAUGCCAGAUUUAUGCGAUGUUAUGUUUAUCGUAGGCCCCCAAAGAGUUCCCGUCUAUGGACUGAAGUCUAUUCUGAGCACACGAAGCAGGUUAUUUUUCGUAAUGUUUUUGAAACACUCAAAAGAAACCAUGAGACAGAAGAAGAAAACGAAGAAAACAAAACACAACCAACCGGACAAGUGCAACAGAUUGACUAUCAUUAUAGAUAAUUAUGAUGCUGAUAUAUUCCGUACAUUUUUGUUGUUUGUCCAUUGCGGGUCGAUAGUAAUGGAACCAUCAACAGUUACUGGACUACUGUGUUUGGCUACGGAGUUUGAUAUUCCCGACCUGCGAAAUGCAUGCUGGGAAUUCAUAGAACGAUGCCUGUCAGUGCAAGCUUUUUCUUCUCUAUUGACGAAAGCAACAGUCUUUUAUGGCGACCACAAAGCUGCACAGAAACUUAGACUGAAGAUUUUGAGAAUUUCCACAAAGAAAUCGUCAACAUCUUCAACUGUUUUAAGAGACUCCCGUAUCCCUAAACAAGAUUCCCGCACUAGCACAGAGACAUUAGUUUGA
Molecule: messenger RNA, 797 nt
Organism: Mytilus californianus (California mussel)
Lineage: Eukaryota; Metazoa; Mollusca; Bivalvia; Mytilida; Mytilidae
Product: serine-enriched protein-like
Exons: 4
Coding region: 189-797 (202 amino acids)
Molecular function (GO): protein binding
Source: RefSeq, a predicted model, not a curated record